This is a messenger RNA of Exophiala spinifera, 1410 nucleotides long. RefSeq lists its product as uncharacterized. The coding region runs from base 1 to 1410 and encodes 469 amino acids. The transcript has a single exon. Lineage: Eukaryota; Fungi; Ascomycota; Eurotiomycetes; Chaetothyriales; Herpotrichiellaceae. Gene Ontology annotation, cellular component: Golgi apparatus; membrane. Gene Ontology annotation, biological process: transmembrane transport; zinc ion transport; intracellular zinc ion homeostasis. The record is from RefSeq and is a predicted model, not a curated record. Gene Ontology annotation, molecular function: zinc ion transmembrane transporter activity.
AUGGCCAACACCAUGCCGCUCCCAAUCCCGCCUCGCACUCCCACCCCUGACCCAGACGAACCCUCCUCACCACAGAUCCUCGCUGCCGCCGAUCCAGAGACACUCUUUGACCAUAACAGUCUCUCGCCUCUGCAUGCCGAAAGAGAAAACAUGAGCUCGUUGGGGGCGACAUUAUCUUCACCGGGUACUCCCUUGAAACACAAUGCCAAUGGCGCGGGGCCUUUCAACUUCCAGCCGGCGACUAUGGCCAAGUCGCCCAUCAUAAAGUCCAACAUUGGCCAGCGACGUGGUCACAAGUACAAACACAGCAGUGUUUCGCAUCAGAUCUUCCUGGAGCCUCCUCCUCGGGCACCCUUGGCCCUCCCGAACUCUCUGCCCAUCCCCACGUUCGCAGAGUGCAGGGCAAGCAUGACGAAAGACCAGAAUGUCCGCUUCUACUGGAGUAUAUGUCAUAUGGCGGUAGCAGGCUACACAGCGUGGAAUGCACAUGGCUCGGCGGCGAUGGAGGCUCUAUCGCACCUGAUCUUCUACGAUUCGUUAGGUGCCCUCUUGUGCGUCCUGGUCGAAAUCUUCUCAAACUUCGAGGUGUGGGGGAGAUCGAGCGUCAGGCAUCCGUUCGGACUGCAGCGCAUGGAAGUCAUUGCGGGAUUUGCCUUGUCUGUGCUGUUGAUCUUCUUUGGAUUCGACCUGAUAUCACACAACGCGAAACAUGCUCUGGAGGGAAUCGGGCAUGAGCCACAUCACCCACAUACCCACGACCGUGUUACCACUGGCACGAUUGACCUGACGGCGCUAAUUGCGCUGGCAGCUACCCUUGUCUCCGCUGUUGGUUUGCAGAAUCAUGCUCGCAUUGGGAAAGCCAUGAGGUUUGCCGCUAUGGAGAACCUGCCGUCGUUGUUGAGCAACCCGUCACAUUUUCUGACGCUGUCGUGCUCGGCCACCAUGCUGAUACUACCUUUGCUGUCUUUGCACACCUACGAAUGGGUGGAUAAGAUCCUCUCCUUGAGCAUUGCGCUGAGCAUGCUGUUUCUGGGUGUGCAUUUGGGCCGUAACGUCGGAGCGAUGCUUUUGAUGUCACUUCCAUCGAGAUCCACCGAUGUCGCCGAGGUGGUCAAGGCCAUCGAAGCUCAACCCCUUGUGCGCAGCGUGGAACAAGCCAAGUUCUGGCAGGCGCACUAUGGCAUGGGCAUGGCAAAUCUGAGACUGAGAGUUGUUGGGACCGAAGAGAAUCUACUCAAGCUCAGAGAAACAAUUUCGAGCAUUAUUCGAAACAGGCUGAGUGGAGGAUAUGGCUCGGGGAGCAGCGGUCAGAAGUGGGAAGUCAGUGUUCAGUUCAAGGUCGACACUGACAGUGCCAUUUCUCAAAGUCAUGCUCACUUUUCGCCGGGGCCAAGAUGGACUCCGACUUGA